CCUGUCGGUUGUAUAAAACUGAAAAUUCUGCGGCAGUUCCAUUCAAACCGAAUCUGUUUGGAAAGCGUCCUAGUCAGCUGCGCCAAGCGGAAUCCCGUACAAACGUGAAUCUUUUCCAUUUUUUGUGUGUGAAGUAUUAACCAAGGCAUUUAUUCAAGAUGCGUGAAUGUAUCUCCGUACACGUCGGACAGGCCGGUGUUCAGAUCGGAAACGCCUGUUGGGAACUGUACUGUCUGGAGCAUGGCAUCCAACCGGACGGUCAGAUGCCCUCAGACAAGACCAUUGGCGGAGGUGACGAUUCGUUCAACACCUUCUUCUCGGAGACCGGCGCAGGCAAGCACGUGCCCCGUGCCGUGUUCGUCGAUCUGGAACCGACCGUCGUCGAUGAAGUGCGCACCGGUACGUACCGUCAGCUGUUCCACCCGGAGCAGUUGAUCACCGGUAAGGAAGACGCGGCCAACAACUACGCCCGUGGUCACUACACCAUCGGAAAAGAAAUCGUAGACGUUGUGCUGGACCGUAUCCGCAAGUUGGCCGAUCAGUGCACGGGCCUGCAGGGCUUCCUGAUCUUCCACUCGUUCGGCGGCGGUACCGGAUCCGGUUUCACCUCGCUUCUGAUGGAGCGCCUGUCGGUGGACUAUGGCAAGAAGUCGAAGCUCGAGUUCGCCAUCUACCCGGCCCCGCAGGUGUCGACGGCCGUCGUCGAGCCGUACAACUCCAUCCUGACCACUCACACCACCCUGGAGCAUUCCGACUGCGCGUUCAUGGUCGACAACGAGGCCAUCUACGACAUCUGCCGUCGCAACCUGGACAUCGAGCGCCCGACCUACACGAAUCUCAACCGUCUGAUCGGCCAGAUCGUGUCGUCGAUCACGGCUUCGCUCCGUUUCGACGGUGCCCUCAACGUGGAUCUGACCGAGUUCCAGACGAAUCUGGUGCCGUACCCGCGUAUCCACUUCCCGCUGGUCACGUACGCUCCGGUCAUCUCGGCCGAAAAGGCGUACCACGAGCAGUUGUCGGUGGCCGAGAUCACCAACGCAUGCUUCGAGCCGGCCAACCAGAUGGUCAAGUGCGACCCGCGCCACGGCAAGUACAUGGCGUGCUGCAUGCUGUACCGUGGCGACGUUGUGCCGAAGGACGUGAACGCGGCCAUCGCCACCAUCAAGACGAAGCGCACGAUCCAGUUCGUGGACUGGUGUCCGACUGGUUUCAAGGUGGGCAUCAACUACCAGCCUCCGACCGUUGUGCCGGGUGGCGAUCUGGCCAAGGUGCAGCGUGCCGUGUGCAUGUUGUCCAACACCACGGCCAUCGCCGAAGCCUGGGCUCGCCUCGAUCACAAGUUCGAUCUGAUGUACGCCAAGCGUGCAUUCGUCCACUGGUACGUCGGUGAGGGUAUGGAGGAAGGUGAGUUCUCCGAGGCCCGUGAAGAUUUGGCCGCCCUCGAGAAGGACUACGAGGAGGUCGGUAUGGACUCGGGUGAAGGAGAAGGUGAGGGUGCUGAAGAGUACUAAGUGUAAG
This is a messenger RNA of Anopheles maculipalpis, 1518 nucleotides long. RefSeq names its product tubulin alpha-1 chain-like. Gene Ontology annotation, molecular function: GTP binding; structural constituent of cytoskeleton. The record is from RefSeq and is a predicted model, not a curated record. Gene Ontology annotation, cellular component: cytoplasm; microtubule. The transcript is spliced from 2 exons. Bases 159 to 1511 code for a protein of 450 amino acids. Gene Ontology annotation, biological process: mitotic cell cycle; microtubule cytoskeleton organization. Lineage: Eukaryota; Metazoa; Arthropoda; Insecta; Diptera; Culicidae.